Molecule: messenger RNA, 3550 nt
Organism: Lytechinus variegatus (green sea urchin)
Lineage: Eukaryota; Metazoa; Echinodermata; Echinoidea; Temnopleuroida; Toxopneustidae
Product: alpha-amylase A-like
Exons: 6
Coding region: 546-2282 (578 amino acids)
Biological process (GO): carbohydrate metabolic process
Molecular function (GO): alpha-amylase activity; cation binding
Source: RefSeq, a predicted model, not a curated record
UUGGAGGAGAGUCGUAUUAUUAUUUCCUACCUUCAACAUUUCAUGUUUUAUUUAGAGUUUCUUUUAAGUGUUGUGAUUUGAGGCAAAGAACCAUACACAAUCCAACUCGAGAUAAAAAUAGCGCAGUAUUUACGACUCUCGGCACGAGAAUAAAACUUUAUUUUUUGUCAACAAGUGAAGGAUAAAACCACCACGUGUAAUCAGCUCGUCUGUGAUUGGUCGAAGUUUGCUGGGCUAAUUCAGAUUAUUUCUCCUAUGGUGCAAGAGUUGCAAGACAGAACGUGAACUCGGAAUUCGGAUAUAAGAAUAUUUUUCGGAUAAUAGAUGGCAUUUGAUGAGUUUAGCUUUGACGAGAUGACUAUUAUCUGCCCCUUUCGCUCGCUGAUAAAAGAACUUGGUGAUUCUUCUGAACUUUGUCGAGACUGGGAUAGGUGUGCAUCUUGUCAUUCAAGAAUCCUCGAAAGUUAAAGUCAACCUGUCAAGGACAUCCUCCAGAUUCAUCAUCAAUUUUGAUCAUCGAACAAAAGGAGCCAACAGAACACAAAAUGGGUGGAUGUCGAGGCAAAGAUGGCGAGGGAUUCUUAUCAAGAAUCGGAUAUAAUCACAUGCUCUUGAUCUUACUUUUCGCUGCGGCCAUCUAUUCAGGUGAUUUGCACGAAACUUCAAUCUCAGAAGAUAAGGAGAAAGGAGCAGCGACAGCAAUGCCCUCGGCUGGGAAUAUAUUUGACGCUUUGCCUAGAAUAGCAUCGGAUGUGUACCAUGUUGUUCAUGAUCACAGUAUCCGGGCUUUAAAUACAAUACUCGAUAUGCUGAAGGGAGGCAAUGAGAUGACAGACGAACAGAACUUCGAGAAAGAUAGGACUGUCAUCGUUCAUCUCUUUGAAUGGACCUGGGUCGAUAUAGCAGACGAAUGUGAAAGGUUCCUUGGACCGUAUGGCUAUGCCGGGGUGCAGGUAUCACCGCCAAAUGAACACAAAUACAUUGAUACCAGUGUAUUCAAUAGUCCAUGGUGGCAGCGGUACCAGCCGAUGGGCUACAGGUUGAACAGCCGCAGUGGUAACGAACAUCAAUUUCGUGAUAUGGUGGAGAGGUGCAACGCGGUUGGUGUGCGGAUCUACGUCGAUGCCGUUAUUAAUCAUAUGGCAAAACACACGGAAGAUGACCGCUACAACUUCCCGAAUGUCCCCUUCAGCACAGCUGAUUUCAAUGUACCUCUGGGUCGGUGUCCUGUAGAUCACGGCUGGGUCUCGGACUACUACCAUGCUGAGAACGUCCGCAAUUGCGACCUAGAGGGCCUGAAUGACCUCUACUUUGGACCUGACAAUGACUACCAUACGCGUGAUAUCAUCGUUGAGUACUUAAAUGGCAUGCUAGAGAUGGGUGUGGCUGGGUUUAGGAUAGAUGCAGCAAAACACAUGUGGCCUCACGAUCUUGCGGAUAUCGUCAGCAGGUUAAGGAGGACGAUCUGGAAUACCAAACCAUACAUUUACCAAGAGGUCAUAGACCGAACCAGUCACGAGGCCGUCAAAGCAUCAGAGUAUUUCGACAUUGGGUCUGUAACUGAGUUCAAGUAUGGUGACGAAGUCUUCGGAAUUGGGACUGCUUCAAAAGAUGCUGUCUGGUUUUCCGGGUUCGGUGAACAAUGGGGAUUGAUGCCACGUGACAAGGCGCUAGUGUUCAUCGACAACCACGACAACCAGCGAAAUCACGGUGGUGGAGGCAACGUCUUGACCCACAAGAUGCCGUAUGAAUAUAAGAAAGCUACCGCGUUUAUGCUGGCGUGGGACUAUGGCGUGACGCGUGUGAUGAGUAGCUAUGACUUCAUUGAUACAGAUCAAGGACCACCAGCGGAUGAAUACGGAAAUACACAGGGACCCACAAUCAACUCGGAUACCACAUGCAAUGGGGGUUGGGUAUGCGAACACAGAUGGAGACAAAUCCGCAACAUGGCAUGUUUUAGGAACGCAGCUAAGGGAUACCCGGUGCAGAACUGGUGGGACAAUGGACACAAUCAGAUUGCAUUUUCUCGUGGAGGAAAAGCGUUCUUUGUUCUCAACAACGAACCGCAUGCACUUUCUAGAACGCUCUACACUGGUCUUCCUCCAGGAAUCUAUUGUGAUGUAAUAAGUGGCGAUCCAACUGCAUCGGGUUGUACUGGGUUUAUUGUUGCUGUAGAUGCUGCGGGGAUGGCGAGUUUUGAUAUAUAUGCAGGUGAAGAUCCAAUGGUAGCAAUUCACGUCGGUGCGAAGGCAGGUAGUGGAAGUGGCAAGUGCAAUGCAUAAUAUUUUAAGUUUAUAUAUUUAUUCACACAACACAAACAGAGCUGCUUAAGCGCUGAUCCCGUCGGAGAGUGUUACAGGGACCCGGUACAGGGACGUCCUAUGUGCAUACUGUUGAGAUCAAACACAUGACUCGGACAAAGUUCUGUCAAUAUCGACAGAAUGUAGACGAUGUAUACUUGAAAUAUUUUCAGCGUAAGGAGCAGUGAUUGCUCCAUGGCGUUUGCACCUUCUUGUGAUAGACUCGGAGACGCUACGAAAUCUAGGGAGAAGCAUCUAUAUACUUUUCAUCAUCAUGUCAAUUUUCGUGCUGUUCUUGCUUUUUUGUUGAUGGUCAAACGAAGGAAAGAUCUGUCCCUGACAUCGUGCGACCAAAUUGAUCGAACGUUUUUCGAACUAUGGUAAAUUAAUUUAAUUAUUCAGAACAAUUUUGGAGACGAGCACAUUUUCAGUUUGCAUAGGUGCCUCGUUUAAGACUCUACUAGGAAAACACGGACAUGACCUCCAAAUAUAUCGAUUUACAUGUAUAUUAUAAUAAUUUUUAUAUUUUUUACAACAAAGUGUGUGAUACAAGCUACAUUUUAUAUAUGUUUAUAUGUACAGUUGUAAUGACUUUCUGCAAGUACCAAGAAACAAAUGUACCUGUACUCCUGGGCCUUGUUACAUAAAAUAUACAAUCAAUACAAUUAAGCCUAAUACGUCAAAUCAUGUACAAAUAGUUAAAAUUAAUCGUAAAUAUCAAUCGUAACUCUUUAUGUUACACCAUCCUAGUAUGAUAUGGAUCUAGCUUAGCUUGGUAUUUCAAAACUUUGUAACCAAAGAUAUGGGAUCUAAAGUUUUAACUGCCUUCCGAUGUGCCAACAAGAAAAAAAAAUGAUAAUACUCGUUCUGAAGAAAAAAAUCUUUUAUCAUCUAUCAUCGCCAUCAUGACAGGCAGAACAGAUUGUGUAGCUGAAAGGGAAAGUUCGCCCUGACAAAAACGAUAUUGUAAAAAUAGCAUAAAAAUAAUGAAUAAUAUUGGUUACCUAAAAUAUUCGCAUUAUUUUUUCUUAGUCGAGAACCUUUCCGACUACCUCUCGUUCCCAAGGGUAAAGAAUUUAUUAAGAUAUUUUGUUAAUGUUAGAAAUUUUUCCUGCAGCAGAGUGUCUAGAACACCUGUAAUUUUACCAGAUUGCGUAAUCUUACAUUAUAUCAUGUAAUAUUACAGGAAAUUGGUUUUUGGUGUAAGGAAUCUUACAGAUUUCCUUAAAUAAAAAACCCUUUUUUAAACA